AAAAGUAUAGGAGACUUUAGGGAUUAUAAGAAAUGGGAAGUUUUCAAACCAAGGACAAAAGCCAACCAAAAGACAAAGUGGUUGAAGUGUUGAAGUACAACGUAAGGUUUCUUCAAGGUGAGGUGAAUGAAAUAAUGUGUAUGAGGGAACAUGAGAGUCAAGUUAAUGCACAAGAGAUGAUCAUAUUUGCAUUGAAAGAAGGAGAAUGGAAGAAGGAAAAGAAGAAGCUAAAAGAGGAAGUGAAGAAGUUGAAGAAAAAAUUGGAAGAAAAAGAAGAAGAAGAAGAAGAAGAGAAGUGUAAAGGAAUAGAGAAUUUGAGUGUUAAAGAAGAUAAAGAGUGGCAUCAAUUAGCAACAAGUUAUUUGUUAGAGCAAAUUAGGAAUGAAGAAGCUAGAAGAGAUGAAGCAAUUGAGAAAUGGAAACAACUUUAUUUUGCUAUCAAGAUUGAGCUUGAUGAACUUAUUCAUAGGACAAAUCAAGGAAGAGGACUAUGUUGGAAAACAGAACAAAUGGAAUUAUUAGAGGAGAUGCAUAGAGAGUUGAAAGAAAAAGAGGAAAAAAUUGCACUUCUAAAAGAGGAAAUAGCUUCAAAGGAACAACAAGAACUCAAGAGAGAAAGGGAAGUUGACAUUUUAAGGCAAAGUUUGAAAAUCAUGAGCUAUAAUAUGAAAGCAACAAACUUUUCUAAGAAUCUUUCAAAAAGCUUGCAUAUGUAAAAGGUAGUACUAGUUUUUUUUUUUCCACCCAAUGUUCAUUAUCUGCAUUGGAGCGCGAUUCAGCAUAAAGUGAAAUUAGAACUCCUUGUCAAGAUAUUCACUAUACUCAUAGCUUGAAUCUUGAGACCUGGAAGAACGAUUUUAUCUAUUAGUCAAAGAUCUAGGUAGUAAUGAUACUAUUGGUUAGUAGAAUAUAGAACUAGUGGUAGUCCUCU
This is a messenger RNA of Solanum stenotomum, 931 nucleotides long. RefSeq lists its product as uncharacterized. Lineage: Eukaryota; Viridiplantae; Streptophyta; Magnoliopsida; Solanales; Solanaceae. The transcript has 2 exons. The record is from RefSeq and is a predicted model, not a curated record. Bases 33 to 716 code for a protein of 227 amino acids.